This is a messenger RNA of Argentina anserina (silverweed cinquefoil), 1219 nucleotides long. Its product is annotated as zinc finger protein ZAT5-like. The record is from RefSeq and is a predicted model, not a curated record. Lineage: Eukaryota; Viridiplantae; Streptophyta; Magnoliopsida; Rosales; Rosaceae. The transcript has a single exon. Bases 61 to 1203 code for a protein of 380 amino acids.
CUCUGUCUCUUAAGCACUUUGCUCAACAGGUAGAGGAGGAGAGCUGGGAAACAGCCAAACAUGGAAGAAGCAGAUCGUCAACGCGAUCAUCAACAGGAAGAAGUCGUCAUAGACUGCAAGGAACAACACAACGACACCACCACCGUCACCACCACCACCAAUAACAUUAUUAUCAAGGGUAAACGCACAAAGCGCCUAAGGCCUCAAUCCCCCAUCCCUUUCGCCAUUCCUACAAAUUCUUCCACCGCGGAGAGCGGUGGUGGCGGCGGAGGUGGAGAAGGUGAGUGUAACAACACCAUCACCAACUCAUCUCCCACAACCUCCGCGGAGUACCAGGAUAGCACCGAGGAAGAGGAAGAUAUGGCUAACUGUUUGAUCCUCUUGGCACAAGGCAAUUCCCGAGGUCCUUCCUCGUCCCCUAAGCUGCACCAACUUCACAAUACAACCACAACAUCAAGUCGGAGAUUCAUGGAAGCAACACCUCUCGCCGCUGCCGUGGGGCCUUCCAAGGUGGCCGGGGCGGGCGGGUAUUACGUUUACGAAUGCAAGACGUGUAACCGGACUUUCCCUUCUUUCCAAGCAUUGGGUGGCCAUCGGGCCAGUCACAAGAAGCCAAAAGCAGCGAUCAAUGUAGAUGACAAGAAGCAGUUUGGAAUUGGGAUGUUAGCAUCGAAUGAAGAAGACACACAGUUGUUCAAGAACAUGAACAUCAACAACAACACGUCCUCCUCAUCUCCACUUUCUCUUCAUCUGAGUAACAGGGGGCUGGUCUUGAGUAGUACCAGCAACAACAAGCCUAAGGUUCAUGAGUGCUCCAUUUGCGGGGCGGAGUUCACCUCCGGUCAGGCCUUGGGAGGCCAUAUGAGGCGCCACCGGGCGCCCGUUGGAGUAACAGCUGCCAACACCACCUUGGCGUUGACAGCUGCUCCUCCAACAAUUCCUUUAGUCUUGGAGGCUCCGCAACCUCAACAAAACCAACACCAACAGUACCACCACCACCAACAGCCCUUGAAGAAGCAAAGAAGCAUGUUGUCUUUGGAUUUGGAUCUAAACCUUCCUGCACCCGAAGACGAUCAUCAUCAACGAGAUCAAUCCAAAUUUGUGUUCACACCCAAACAACAACAGCAACAACAACAAACGCAGCAACCUCAGCAGCAACAGCAACAAGAAAGGUUAAGAAUUUUGGUGGAUUGUCAUUACUAAUUAAAGGAAGGCUAAA